GGGAAGAGUGCAAGGGGUGCAAUAAGCGGCAACGUCGCACGAACCCGAAUCACAGUGUUGCGCCGCAUUCCGCGCACUGUGGUUGAGUGUAGGGCGUCGUAUUGUUAUUCGACUACUAAAAAUGCCAAGAGUACGUGUGAGAAAAACUUCAAGAGGGCAGAUCGACAUAUCGAGCUAUGAAGACGCUUACAAGAGUGUAAAAGCUGGUCUCUCAUUGCGAAAGGCGGCGGAAAGGUAUGGAGUACAUUAUUGUAGCCUCCUUAGAUACAAACGAAAGCGAGAUGCAUCUGGCGAGGGAGAAAAUCCAGAUAUGGGAUAUAAAGCACAUAACCGUGUUUUUACCAAUGAGCAAGAGCAAGAGCUUUCAAAAUACUUGAUUCGAUGUGCGGAUAUAUAUUUUGGCCUAUCUAAAAAGGAGGUGAGAAAAUUAUCAUAUGAACUUACCGUUAAGUAUAAUUUAUCACGACCACGUACUUGGGAUGACAACGAAAUGGCAGGGGAAGAAUGGUUUCGGAUGUUUAUGUCAAGAAACCCUCAACUGUCUAUUCGCGCAGCGCAAGCUACCAGCCUCUCAAGGGCCACCAGCUUCAAUAAGAACAACGUAGAUACCUUCUACGACAAUUUAAGCAACGUCAUGGAUCGGUACAAGUUUGAGCCGCAAGAUAUUUAUAAUGCCGAUGAGACAGGCAUAACCACAGUACAAAAGCCUGACAGAGUGUUGGCUAGACGUGGUGCUCGUCAAGUGGGUUCUGUGACUUCGGCCGAAAGAGGUACUUUGGUAUCAGUAGCCUUUGCGGCAAAUGCAAUCGGAAAUGCACUUCCUCCAUUUUUUGUCUUCCCGCGAGUGCGUUUUCAAGACUAUUUCAUAAGAGAUGGGCCUAUAAGCUCUGCUGGAACUGCUAACCCUUCUGGCUGGAUGCAGGAUCAAUCAUUUCUGUGCUUCUUGGAACAUUUCAAAAAACAUACAAAUGCCGCUCCCUCACAUAAAGUGUUGCUCGUGCUUGAUAACCACGCGUCCCACGUUCAUAUUAACGCACUGGAUUUCUGCAAGGAUAAUGGCAUUGUAUUAUUAUCUUUUCCUCCCCAUUGCUCUCAUAGACUCCAGCCGCUUGAUCGAUCUGUAUUCGGCCCUUUCAAGAAAGCUAUAAAUUCGGCCAGCGAUGCAUGGAUGCGAAGCCAUCCAGCAAAGACAAUGACAAUUUAUGAUAUUCCAGGGAUUGUUGCGCUUGCUAUGCCCCUUGCUUUUACUCCAUCAAAUAUUCAAGCCGGCUUCCGCAAAACAGGAAUCUCUCCAUAUAAUCGGGAUCUGUUUACAGAGCUCGACUUUGCUCCUGCAUUUGUCACGGAUAGGCCAAACCCCGAAAAUACAGCUGAGGCUAUUACGGAUAGAUCAAACCACGAAAAAAUAACUGAGGAUGUUACGGAUAGACCAAAUCUUGAAAUAUUAACAGAGGCAGAGGUUCAUAUGGAAAGACCGAGCCCUGACAACACACCUGACGCAGAGAUUGUUACCUUGCCAAAUAUGCCACGAGGAGAUGAAACGCCACCACUAUCGCCUUCUAUAUUAAUUGAUGAACCGUCACUAGAGACUGUGGAACAGCAACAAGAUAUCAGCAAUUCACAAAUUCUGAGAACUGAAGGGCAACCGAAUAUUGAAGAUCCUGAAACCUCGAAUACACCACCCAGACACCCACAUCAGACUUCUGCAAAUCCCUCAACAAGUGCUCAGCCAGAAACAUCUAGUGACCCUAUUGUUUUUUCACCGGAAGCAAUACGACCAUUACCAAAAGCUCUCCCAAGGAAAGGGAAUAGAGGAAAAAGAACCAGAAAGUCUACAAUAUAUACUGAUACACCAGAAAAAGAAGAGAUAAGAAAAGAACAUGAAGCAAGGCUAAAGAGAACCAAAGCUAAGCUAGUUAAGAAACGUUUGGAUGGAGUAAAAAUGAAGAGAAAUACCACAAAAGGAAAGAAAAAUACUACAAAAGGGAAAAGAAAUAAGACACAGCAGGAAUCAUUAUCAUCUGAAGAGGAAGAGUGCUACUGUAUCAUCAACAUGACGACGUCAUCUGAAGACAUCACGUACAUGUUCGAACAACAUGCGCAAGACCCGCUGGCAAACUUUGAUGAAGAUUAUCCAGAGUUGGCCAGACUCCACCGCGAACCAAAGAAGAGGAAGCCUGCCAAGCGAAAUGUUAGCGUGCAGUGCGUCUCAAAAAAAAUACGUCAUAAGGACACAUCAUCCUUCGUGCUACAAAACCACCACACCCCGGGCACUCGACUAAUUAGAGUCCAAGUUGUCGAUCUAGAGAACAGUCCUCAAGUUACUCAUGACAACGGGGACCCUGAAGAAAACAUUUUAAUGAGCGCCCAGUACGUGGUACAUAAGGAUUCCUAUGAUGAAGUGUUAACGCAGACAGAAGCACUUAUCGCAAACAUAUCAAAAAAGUUGUGUAAUUAUCAUUUCUAG
Molecule: messenger RNA, 2467 nt
Organism: Pectinophora gossypiella (pink bollworm)
Lineage: Eukaryota; Metazoa; Arthropoda; Insecta; Lepidoptera; Gelechiidae
Product: jerky protein homolog-like
Exons: 3
Coding region: 122-2467 (781 amino acids)
Cellular component (GO): nucleus
Molecular function (GO): DNA binding
Source: RefSeq, a predicted model, not a curated record